This is a messenger RNA of Danio rerio (zebrafish), 2024 nucleotides long. It is a transcript of the gene sar1b, whose product is annotated as secretion associated, Ras related GTPase 1B. Gene Ontology annotation, cellular component: Golgi cisterna membrane; lysosomal membrane; endoplasmic reticulum membrane. Gene Ontology annotation, biological process: intracellular protein transport. Gene Ontology annotation, molecular function: GTP binding; G protein activity; GTPase activity. NCBI's taxonomy places the organism in Eukaryota, Metazoa, Chordata, Actinopteri, Cypriniformes, Danionidae. The record is from RefSeq and is marked validated.
AUGUGAGCUGUUUCCGGCCGGACGGGCUCGACUGUGACACGCAGCGGAAGUGGAGCCAUUGCUGUGUGUCGUGGCUGAGAGCGGAGUUUGUCCACUUGUUUCUCCGGUGUUUCCUCAUUGAUCCCCGUUGGACUGAACCGCGCUUGUCUGCACUCGCUGGAGAAUUCCACGGCCUGGAUAUGUCCUUCAUAUUUGAUUGGAUUUAUAGUGGUUUCAGUAGUGUUUUACAGUUCUUAGGGCUGUAUAAGAAGUCUGGAAAAUUAGUAUUUCUUGGCCUGGACAAUGCUGGCAAGACGACGCUUCUCCAUAUGCUCAAAGAUGACAGACUGGGUCAACAUGUGCCAACCCUACACCCUACUUCAGAAGAGCUGACGAUCGCCGGCAUGACCUUCACCACUUUCGAUCUGGGUGGCCAUGCUCAGGCUCGACGGGUGUGGAAGAACUACCUCCCCGCCAUCAACGGCAUCGUCUUCCUGGUGGACUGUAUUGAUCACGGCAGACUGGCAGAGUCCAAAACAGAACUUGACGCACUAAUGACAGACGAGACCAUCGGCAAUGUGCCCAUCCUGAUCCUGGGAAAUAAGAUUGACAAACCCGAGGCCAUCAGCGAGGAGAAGCUGCGGGAGAUCUUCGGGUUGUACGGUCAGACGACAGGAAAGGGUAAUAUUCCUCUGAAGGAGCUGAACACGAGGCCUCUGGAGGUGUUCAUGUGCAGUGUGUUGAAGAGACAGGGCUACGGCGAGGGCUUCCGCUGGCUGUCUCAGUACAUCGACUAAACACACACACACACACGUCCAGCAGAGAGCGCUCCAUCAUCCUACAGACUGUUAAUCUUCAGUUCAUCACCGUGUUCACACACACACACACACACACACACACACACACACACACACACACACACACAGCUCAUUCUGCUCCAGCACUCUCUCUGUCAUUCAGCCUUUCUGCUCCUCAUUCAGUGUGUGUGCGUGUGUGUGCGUGCGUGUGUGUGCGUGCGUGUGUGUGCGUGCGUGUGUGUGCGUGCGUGUGUGCGCGUGUGUGUGUGUGUGUGAACAGCUGACACACUAGUCAUAUUCGCCAAACAGGAAGUGCUUCAGCUCACUUCCUGUCCGCUGUGGCCACAGUCCUCGGGCUUAAAGAUGAAGUUGUGACUGUGUAUGUGCAGUCCGCUGAUGUGGCCGUCCUCUCACACACACACACACACACACACACACACACACACACACACACACACACACAUCUGUCUCUCCCCUCCAGUUUCUGUUGUUUUCCAAAAAAAGAUAAAACAAAACAAAAACAAACUGUACUGCCACACACAGACGCUCGCUCACACCUGCUGUAACACACACACACACACACACACACCAGUAGAUGUUCACUCUUUCUUUUUUAAUAUGACGUGGAAUUGAAGAUUUAAGGCACGGCAAUAAACCUCAGUGUAUGAAAGAAGAAGAAACCAAUCAUUCCUGACCACAAGUGUCUCCAGAGGGACUCACGCACACACACACACACACACACACAGUGAACUGCCCAAUAACAUGAUAAUCUAGUGGACACACACACACACAGAGAGAUGUGGGACAGAGCUGGCGUUGAGCAGAACUCCAGCAGGUCAGCUGAUGAUCAUGGGCCGAGUGUAAAUGAUAGAGAUGUCAUGUCUGAUUUUUAAAGCUGUCCUCCAAUAGCUCUUAAUUUGAAUAAUAUGGGUUAAACACAUUAUGCAUGCCUUGUUCCAUGAUUAUUAUUAUUAUUAUUAAUUUUUAUUAGUUUUUUGUCAUCUUUUUUUUUUAAAUAAACACAAAUAACCUAGAGUAAAGUCAUCAGAUGAGAGUCUUCAGCUCUAUAAAUCUAUAUAAGUCUGCAUGGAGCAGCGGUGGAAUGGCCACACACACACACACACACACACACAUCAGUGCUUUUAUUUUCUGGACUGUCCCUCCAUGUACUCUUGUCAUUCCAGCUGUUCCAUCGAGGAGAGAUGCCGAUGUUUCCAUCAGAAAUUGUAAUAAAUGUUUGCAAUGAAA